Molecule: messenger RNA, 823 nt
Organism: Amphimedon queenslandica
Lineage: Eukaryota; Metazoa; Porifera; Demospongiae; Haplosclerida; Niphatidae
Exons: 5
Coding region: 65-823 (252 amino acids)
Source: RefSeq, a predicted model, not a curated record
AGAAGAUGCCAAAUUUUUGGUACAAGAAUGCUUGAAGAGAAAAGCCCACGUUGUUUCUGAGUUAAUGCCCUGCAUUGAUAUUCUUGAUAAGGCAAAUGAUUUUGAAAGUUUUUUCCAGUUUCUAAGCAAACAUGAUUUUAUUGGGUACCUCAACUAUAAGCUGCUAAAGAAAUUAUCUCAACUUGUCAAUGAUGACAGCCUCGACCAGCAUUUUGUUCAAUACGAAAAAGAAUAUGCAAGGUUACUAAGUGCAGCUUCCUUUCAAGAUUUUAUACCAUUGUUCAGAAAGCAAUCGGACUUAUCUCCUACUGCUCCUCUUGGCUUACCUUAUGUUUCCUUUCGUCUUGAAAGGCCUUGGUUGCUCACUAGUGUUUAUACCUGGGUCUCAACUUUUGGUGAAUUCUCAUGGUCAUACUAUGCACUUCUUAAAGAGUUAAGAGAGAAUUGCAUUAUCAUCACUUAUGCAAUAUUGCCAUCUGUUCUUGAUGAGGCCACAAGGGAUCUUAAAGAUCCAGUGAUACUGAAAAAGCUAGAGAAUAAAGGAGUUACUGUAAUUGAAUUACCAGAAGAAGAGGAAGAUCCACAGAUUGAUGAAUCCAUAGAAAAGCCAGCCAAAAAAAUGAAAGUUGAUACAAGUCCUUUAUUUAUGCAGUCAAAGACUGCAUCAAUUAAGAAAGCCAUUGCUACCACAAGUACUACUGUGGACAAAGAUAUAGCUAAUGCUACAAGGUCUCAUGUGACACCUGGAUUUGAGACUAAAGUAUAUGAGGUGGAAGCUGUUGAUGCAUCCAUUAACUUGUCUAUUAAUGCUUUGUGGAUUUAA